Molecule: messenger RNA, 413 nt
Organism: Aspergillus caelatus
Lineage: Eukaryota; Fungi; Ascomycota; Eurotiomycetes; Eurotiales; Aspergillaceae
Exons: 1
Coding region: 85-270 (61 amino acids)
Source: RefSeq, a predicted model, not a curated record
CUUCUCUAUCCUGUUUUUUGUUGAGACUAAACAUGUACAAUUCAUGUAGGUUUUGUACCAUGUUAUACAUAUGGAGUACUUUGCAUGCGACAUAGUAUGAACCAGAUUCUUGGACAAGUUUCAUUUGCAUUUCAGGUAUUUUCUCUCUUUACUUUCUUUUUUUAUUUUCCCCCCACCCUUCUACGGACUCUUUCCGUCCUUAGAUGUUCAAAUUGCGGUCUGUCUACUGAAGCCCGAUCGCGUUGUGCACUUGCUGCCCAGCAGCGGUAAAGCCCAGCAACCGAAUGUUGCCCAACAAUCAUUGUUUUUUGGUCGAUGGAGAUGGUGGGUAUAAUUUAUACUGUGGGUGUUUAUGACAGAAAAGGUCCCACUGAACUAAAAACCCCUCUAGACGAGCUUGUUUAUCUGGAACC